Molecule: messenger RNA, 438 nt
Organism: Ilex paraguariensis (yerba mate)
Lineage: Eukaryota; Viridiplantae; Streptophyta; Magnoliopsida; Aquifoliales; Aquifoliaceae
Source: the annotation of a GenBank genome assembly
AUGAAGGCUACCAAGUUCUUUACCUUGGCCAUAAUUUACUUAGCUAGCAUUGUAGUAGCACCCUCACACGCCAGAGCUCCACCACCACAACCCGACUUCUAUGUCGACUCACCCUCACCAUCACAGGGUUCUGUGGCGUCUUUGGAGACUUGUGCAAAGAAGCUAACCGAGAAGUGUGGUGAUGAGAUCUUGUCAGGUGUGUUUCAGGACACAGCAAUCACAAAAGAAUGCUGCAAAGACCUUAAGAAGAUGGGAAAGCUAUGCCAAGAUGAGAUUGUCAAGGCUUUUCUCAGCAUCCCUCUGGUCCAGCCAAGUCGUGCCGAAGAGUCUCAGAUUUUGUCAAAGAGCACACAAAUUUGGAGCCAGUGUGUCUCGCUUGGGCAUGUUGUUGGAGAAGCUGCUGUCUCACCCUCACCAUCUCGAAGCUCUUUCGAAUAA